Acanthosepion pharaonis is the source of this 936-nucleotide messenger RNA. Lineage: Eukaryota; Metazoa; Mollusca; Cephalopoda; Sepiida; Sepiidae. The record is from the annotation of a GenBank genome assembly.
AUGGCGUCUGGUCGACCACAGCCUUGGAAUCAUGUUAAUCGACAAAGUUCUUCAAUACAAAAUCCUACUUUUAUGAACUUUACUUACGGUACGGCAAAUGUUCCUGCUGGGUUUACUUCACAAGCAGGUGGAGGUGGAUCUGUACCUGAUCCUUCUGGUCCUCCUCCCUUACCUCCAAGACCAAACCUUUCACAAACAAACAGGAUCCCAGUUUAUCGUACCAAUCCUACAUUCAACUCUUACAAUCUAUAUGGGGCCACUAACUAUGGAAGCAAUCCUUAUAUGCCCUAUUAUUCUGGCAUUGGAUUGAAUUAUGGUUAUAACAGUUAUGGUUCUUCAUCUUCAAAUACCAUUAAUUAUAACAGUCUUUAUCAUCAAGUUGAAGACAGUUCACGACAAGCCUUCCAAUCAAUUGAAAGUAUAGUGCAAGCCUUUACUUCAAAAGUGUUCUCCAAGAAUAGUAGACAUUUAAGUUCAUGGCCAAUCAUCAUGUUCUUUGGUAUUAUCAUUGGAGCACCCUGGUUGAUAUGGAAGCUCAUCUCACCAAGCGUCCCCAAAUGGUUAUCAGGUGAAGAUGACCAUUAUGUUGCACAAAGUCUAUAUAAUUUCCAAGCAGAAAAUGCUGAUGAACUUUCAUUUUCUCCUGGACAGAAAAUCAUCAUUGCUCCUAGAGAAUUGCAGCCCCGUAUAAAAGGCUGGUUGUUGGCAUCUGUUGAUGGUAAAAAGGUUGGAAUAGUGCCUGUAAAUUACCUUAAAGAACCAAUACACUGUAGUGGCCGUAUGAACUCCAAAACUCCUGAACAAAGUACUUGCAACACGGUUCCAGAAGCCUCUUGUGUCAACAUGGGUACACAAUCAGAAACUUCUAAGGAGGUUCCCAAAACGGACAUGGAUAAUGUUUUUAAUUCUUGUUUCAAAUCCAAAUCAGACACAUGA